Messenger RNA from Rhopilema esculentum, 1793 nucleotides. RefSeq names its product lysine-specific demethylase RAD23B. NCBI's taxonomy places the organism in Eukaryota, Metazoa, Cnidaria, Scyphozoa, Rhizostomeae, Rhizostomatidae. Gene Ontology annotation, cellular component: cytosol; nucleoplasm. The record is from RefSeq and is a predicted model, not a curated record. Gene Ontology annotation, biological process: proteasome-mediated ubiquitin-dependent protein catabolic process; nucleotide-excision repair. Gene Ontology annotation, molecular function: proteasome binding; polyubiquitin modification-dependent protein binding; ubiquitin binding.
UAAUGACGAAUAUGUUCCAUUGAACGGCCUAGUCAACUGUUGAACCUCUUGUAGUCGCUUAAAAAGAAUUAUCUGUCUUAAAAAGUUUGUAAAGAUGCUGAUUACAUUCAAAACUCUUCAGCAGAAAUCUUUCAAGAUAGAAGUCAGCGAUGAAGAUCUGGUGAAGGAUGUGAAAGGAAAAAUAGAAAAAGAAAAAGGGAGCGAUUUUCCUGUGGAUGGACAAAAACUAAUAUAUGCAGGCAAGAUUCUCGAAGAUGGAAAACUUAUGAUUAAAGAGUAUGAAAUAGAUCCUGUGAAAAAUUUUGUGGUUGUUAUGGUUACAAAGCCCAAGCCAAAGGCAACAUCAGACGCAACUCCUUCGGCAACUACAGCAACCCCUGCAUCACAGAGUUCAGCUGCUGCUACUCCUGCACAACCAACAAGCGAAUCAAAAACUGAUGACAAAAAGGAGGAGGAAAAAGCUAAAUCUGCAGAACCUAUUACUGUCUCAUCCACAGAAACAACAACUACUCAGGCUAGCUCCACAACAUCAACAACCACAACGGAUAGUACACCCCAGAGUUCAUUAUUAAGUGCUGAAUCAGCUCUCGUUGUUGGUGAAGACUACGAGAAAAUGGUCCUCGAGAUGAUGUCCAUGGGCUUUGAAAGAGAUAAGGUCGUAAGAGCCUUGCGUGCGAGCUUCAACAACCCAGACAGAGCUGUUGAAUACCUAAUGACGGGAUCGAUUCCUGACGUCCAGGUAGAAACUCAAGAGGCAGCGGAUUCAACCGGUAGAACAGAAGAUGAUGCUUCAAUGGUAUCCGAGGCUGAAUCAACAGGGGAUCCAUUGACCUUCUUACAACAGCAACCACAAUUCUUGGCUCUGCGUCGCGCAGUGCAAUCAAAUCCGGCCGUGUUGCCGCAGCUUCUUCAAGAACUUGGACAAGCAAACCCAGAACUGCUUCAGCUCAUCAGUCAAAAUCAAGAGAGGUUUAUUGGCAUGUUGAACGAGCCUGUUACUGGGGAAGAGGCUGUAACCGAAGGAAUUGAAGUCGCUGGCCAACCAGAGGGUGGCCCACAAGUGCAGACUGGUUCUGGUGUCAAUUAUAUUAGUGUCACGCCACAAGAGAAGGAAGCAAUUGAAAGGUUAAAAGCCCUUGGUUUUCCAGAGCAUCUGGUCAUACAGGCAUAUUUUGCUUGUGAGAAAAACGAAAAUCUUGCGGCAAAUUUCCUUCUCGCUCAAGGAUUUGAUGAUUAAAGGCCAAAACUGCAGGUUUUGUCACGAAAUAAUAUACCAAAGACUGUUCUUGCAUAUGACAUGACUGUGAAGAACUAUGGGUCUAACUUUCCACAGUAAUCAUAACGAAUGAGUGUAGGCCAGUGGGACGUGGCUUUCUUUGUACCGCUAUUUAACUUGAUAAUUUUAUACAUUUCGAAUGAACUAUUUGUUGAGUCAGAAGGGACUUGACGAAACCUCGGUUCAAACAGCUAAACCCGAAUCGAAGCCCUUUGUAAGCCGAAGAAUACGUGCAGAAUAUGAUAAUACUUCUGCCCCUAAUAUGUUGAUCUAUAUCUACCUUUACAAUAUUCAAACUUGCUGACAGCAUUCUAACUUGCUGGCCAUGUUUAAGCGAAACAUUGAUAGCUAUUCAUGACAAAAAGAAUGAUGCUGAUUACAAUAAACUUUUUCGAUAGAAGAACAAGCUUAUUUCGUUGUAGGCUGCAAAUUGUUUUAUAAAGUAAAUACUUGUGUUUCUUCUUUUUCUUUCCUACCAGAUUGUCAUUCGCGUAUUACAAUGAAUUCCGCACGUAAA